Messenger RNA from Gilbertella persicaria, 999 nucleotides. Its product is annotated as PapD-like protein. Lineage: Eukaryota; Fungi; Mucoromycota; Mucoromycetes; Mucorales; Choanephoraceae. The record is from RefSeq and is a predicted model, not a curated record. The transcript is spliced from 5 exons. Bases 1 to 999 code for a protein of 332 amino acids. Gene Ontology annotation, molecular function: FFAT motif binding. Gene Ontology annotation, biological process: endoplasmic reticulum membrane organization. Gene Ontology annotation, cellular component: endoplasmic reticulum membrane; plasma membrane.
AUGUCUGUUGUUAUUGAACCAAGCGAGCAAUUAGAAUUUCACCGUCCUUUUACGCGUGUAUCAAAAGAAUCGCUUCACGUAAAGAAUCCCGGUCCAGAACCCAUUAUCUUUAAAGUCAAGACAACUGCACCCAAGCAAUAUUGUGUGAGACCUAAUGCUGGCCGUAUUGAGGCCAAUUCUCAAAUUGAAGUACAAAUUAUCUUGCAGCCUUUUAGAGAAGAACCACCCGAGGAUUUUAAAUGUAAAGACAAGUUCCUUGUUCAAACUGCUCUUUUUCCUUCGGGAUUUGAUGAAUCUCAACAAGAUAUUACAUCCAUGUGGAGUCAUAUUGAAGCCAAUGUGAGAGACAGUAUGCAUCAACAUAAAAUUAAAUGUGUAUUCCUUGGUCCAAGACAAGAAGAAGAAACACAGCAACAUCAAGAAGUUUCUCCUAUUCCCGAACAGGUUAAAAAUACCGAGAAAGUUGCAUCAUCACCCACAUCGCCAUCAUUACCAAAUACAGCUGCGCCCACCACAGUAGAAUCACCAUCAGCACCAUCAGAGUCAGUUGCAGCUCCUGCUGCUGCUCUUGCUCCUGCUGCUACUGUUGGUGCUCUUCCCGUGACUCAACCCAAUACUACUACUACUAACAACAACAACAAAAAUCCUAAUAACACGACUACUAGUGCUCCUGUUCAAACUAUUAUUGAAAAGAAAGAAGAACCAGUUCAGACAGAACCACAAAAGAAUGAUACAACAGAACAACAAUUGAAAGAGUCUUUGGAGAAAAUUAAAUUACUUGAGAAACAAUUAGCUGAUAUCCGAAAAGAAGAAGGAUUACGUGCACGUAACUUGACAGGUACCAGUGCACGUAAAUUGGCUUCAACAGUCCAGCCUCUCGAUGCAGUCCAUCAGCAUUUGGCUGCUUUAGAAACACCACGCCCUACAGAAGGUUAUCCUCCACAAGUAGUGAUGGGUAUUGCUUUAUUAGUCUUUGUCUUUACAUAUCUUUUCUUUUAA